GGCCAUGGCGACGCUCGGCGGCAUGCUUGCCGCUGCCAUCCUCAAGGUGGUGCGCGACCAGGUUGGUUCUCUGAUCGGGGGUCAGAUCGCGCUGCAGAUGAACUUGAACAACGACCUGAAGAAGAUGAAGAUGGCGCUGGAGAGUGUCGAUGCCGUUCUCGAGGACGCCGAGAGGCGGUCCAUCACGGAUAAAUCAACGCGUCUUUGGCUGAAGCGGCUCAAGGACUUCAUGUAUAUCAUUUCGGACAUGAUUGAUGAGUUCGAAGCAGACACACAAGCCAUCACCCAGCCGUCUGCGCGCAAGUUCUCCUUCAAAAAAUAUUUGGCGAACAUGAUCCCUUGUCUCACAAUUGGCCCCAACAUUACAAUGGCCAAUAGGAUGAAGAACAUGAGGGACGACCUGAAGGUCAUAACAGAUCAACACAAGGAAUUCAAGUUAACAGACUGCACUAAUGCCAAUGAGCCAAAGGUGACUGAUAUACGGGAAACAUCAUCAACCCUGGAGACACAAAUCAUUGGGAGGACUGAGGAGAGAGAUAUAAUAUUGGCUUCUUUAUCUGAGAGCACGACAAAGGAUAUCAAAAUCCUUCCUAUAUAUGGCAUUGGAGGCCUUGGCAAGACAACCUUGGCAAAAAUGGUUUACAAUAGUUCCCAAUUCAAUGAAUACUCUCAAGUGUGGGUUUACGUGUCUCAGACAUUUGAUUUGAUCAAAAUUGGAAACUCUAUAAUAUCACAACUAUCAGAGAAAGAUAAAGAGAGUGGGUACACUGGAAAGCAGAUGAUCCAUAAUUCCCUUGAAAAGCUCCUUGCCAACAAGAAGAUUCUGAUUGUUUUAGAUGACAUGUGGGAAGAAAACAUAUCUCGGUUGGAAGAACUGAAAGAUAUGUUAAAAGUUGGGGAGAGCAAUAAGGUGAUUGUUAUAGCAACCACACGAAGUGAAGGUAUUGCAAGGAAAAUGUCUACCAUCCAACCAUACAAAUUAGCACCAUUGACUGAUGAUAUGUGUUGGUCUAUUAUAAAGCAAAAGAGUGCAUUUGAAUCUAGAGGUGACAAAGAACAAUUGGAGGAAAUAGGGAAGGUCAUUGCAAUGAAGUGUGCGGGUGUGGCUUUAGCAGCUAAAUCACUUGGACACACGCUGCAAUCUAUGAAGUCUGGUCAAUGGGAAUCACUAUGCUUUGCCUAUUGUGCAAUAUUUCCAAAAGGUCACAAGAUACUUAAAGAUGAUCUUAUUCAUCAAUGGGUGUCUCUUGGUUUCUCUACUCGGGAGCUUGGUGAGAAAUACAUUAGUCAGCUUUUGGGGCUCUCUUUCCUUGAACAUUCAAAGCCAUCAUCGAUUGUUGCGCUAUAUGAUGAAGAUAUUAUAUUGUUGACCAUGCAUGACCUGGUGCACGAUUUGGCAAGAUCGGUCAUGGACGAUGAAAUUAUUUUGGUUGUCAAAGGCAAUAACGCUGAAGAAAGCUGCUACCACUACGCAUUACUCGAUGAUUGUAGCAAGCCAUUGGGAUCGGACUUAUCCAAGAUAAGGGCGUUACGUUUUAUGGGUUGUGACAAAUAUAAGCUUCAUGAUGACGCAUUUUCAUCUGCCAAGUCUUUGCGUGUCUUGGACUUAAGUGAGUGUACCAUACAUAAGCUGUCAUACUGUAUUGAUGACCUGAAGCAAUUAAGAUAUCUUAACACUCCAAGAGUCCAAGAUGCAAAGAUUCCAGACAGUAUCACCAAGCUCUCAAAAUUGAUUUACCUGAACCUUCAUGGAUCUCUUACAAUCUUAGCACUACCAGAGUCAAUUGGAGAAAUUGAGGGUCUAAUGUAUAUUGAUUUGUCAAGUUGUUCCGGAAUUACAAAACUGCCAGAAUCAUUCAGGAGGCUACAAAAGUUGGCGCAUUUGGAUUUAUCAAAUUGCUCGUCUGUUGAAGGAAUAUCGGUGUUCUUGGAGAGCCUCACACAACUAGAGUAUUUGAACUUGUCAUGCUGCCCACACAUCGGAGAUAUACCAGAAGUUCUGGGCAGCCUAUCCAAACUGCAGUAUUUAAACUUAUCAAACAGCUCAUAUCUUGAAUGUGGUAAAGAAACAGAAUUUUUGGGUGCCCUCACCAAACUCGAGUAUUUGAACUUAUCUUCAUGGAAUUGUGAACUCAAAAAGCUCCCUGAAUCUCUGGGUGGAUUCAGUCAACUCAAGUACUUAAACUUAUCAGGUUGGCGAGAUAUGAAAAAAUUGCCAAGAGUAUUCGGGAGCUUAAAAAAUCUGCUCCAUCUUGACUUAUCACAUUGUUCUAUGAUUGAUGAUGUACAUGAAGCUUUGGUCGGUCUUACUGGUCUGCAAUAUUUGAAUUGCAGAGAAACACACGUCAGUUCCCUGCCAGAUGAUCUGACCAAGCUCCGGUAUCUAAAUCUAUCUAGACUAAGAAACAUACCUGUAGAUUUCUCGGAUGAUCCCAUCAAAUAUGAAUUCAAUAGUCUCCCUGCAGAAAACUGGGACAGUAUCGUCAACUAUAUAUGCAGUAAUCUUUCAGAACUGGAGCACUUGGACUUGUCUGGUAAUAUUUAUAUUGAAAAAAUACCUGAAAGUAUUUGUAGCCUAACGAAGCUGCAUACAUUGGACCUCUCAUAUUGCGAUUUGAGAAUGUUACCAGAAAGUAUAAGUGCAAUUGGUAGUUUGAAGUUUCUUUAUUUAAAUGAUUGUUGGGGUCGUCGUGGCAUAUCUCAACUCGGUAGCAGUGCAAUAUCGUUACCGCACUUUGUGGUGCGUGCUGCUGCUGAUGGAUCUAGCAGCAAUCUUGUCCUACUAAAGCCCACAGAUCCUUUUGAGCUGGAGAUAACUGAACUUGAAAAUGUGAAGUCCGCAGGAGAGGCACAUAGUAUAAAAUUAAUGGAAAAGCGAAGAAUUCGGGAGUUGAAACUGGAGUGGACUGAAGGUGUUGACAGAUUUGUGGAUGACAAAAUGUUGCUGGAAAAACUAGUGCCUCCAAGCACACUGAGUAGAUUGGAGAUAUGUGGUUACAGCAGUGUCAUCUUUCCAGGCUGGGUAGUGGGCCAACUACCAAACCUGGACUCACUGGUUCUCAGAGAAAUGGCAAAUCUAGAAGAGUGGGACACUUCAUACUCCACCGGUGAGGAGAACGUGUUAACACGAGUGCAAAUACAUGAUUGCUCCAUGCUAAGGAUGAAAGGGCCUCUGCCUAAAGCUAAAGAGUGGGAGAUAAUAUGCAGUGAUAAUGUGUUAUCAUCAUGGGAUGAGUGCAUUGUGCCACACACCCGUGCUUCCUCAUCUUCUCCAGUAACUACUAAGCUGUCAGUUAGCGACUGCAAGGGGCCUCACCAGUGGAGGUGGCUUCAACACUUCCCUGGACUCCCUUCUUUGUCUAUUAACAAUUGUGGCGAUCUAACCGGCUCACCAGAUAUCAUCCAACUACUAUGCUCUUUGGAGGAACUAUGGCUAGAAGACGAAGACAUGGAAGAACUGCCAAUAUGGUUGGGUGAGCUCCCAUCUCUAAAGAAUCUGACUAUAUUUAAUAGCAAUGGUGUAAAGGAGUUAAACGAGAACAUGAGGCAACUCACAAAGCUUGAAUCGCUACAACUUGCGUUCUGCGAAAGCAUAUCUGCAGUGCCACAUUGGCUAGGCGAAUUGACCUCUCUCAAGACACUUUGGAUACAUAACAGUGGAGGCUUGAGGUCUUUGCCGGCAAGCAUACAACAACUCACCAGCCUCCAGGAAAUAAAAAUUAUUAAGUGCCAUGCAUUAGAGCACGUGGUUGCUGAAACAGAGGAGGGAAAGAUGAAGCUGGCUGACGACCAACAAAGGGAAUCUGCUCUGCCCACCUCUCUAAAGAGACUUUGUCUGAGUGGAUGUGAUGGUAUCAAGUCUUUUCCUGAGGGAAUACAUCAACUCACUAACCUACAGGACCUAGAAAUAACUAGGUGCUCUGGACUAAAGGAAUGGUGUGAAUUAGAGGAGACCAAGACCAAAUUGGCUUGCAUAGAAACGAAGCAUAUUUGGUUCUAGACAGUGUGCAUAUACUGCACAACCAGGUGGCCAGGUUGCAACCUGAAUCAACCUGCAAGAUUUUGUUCUGGGUGAUUUAAAUUGUUGGAGUUGAAGAAGGACCUGAAAUUACAAGCCAUGGUGACGUGAAACUCGUUUGCAAGACCUGCAGCAUGUGACUUUGAAGCUGCAGGCCAUCGCCUGUACUAGUGUUUU
Messenger RNA from Triticum dicoccoides, 4195 nucleotides. Its product is annotated as putative disease resistance protein RGA1. NCBI's taxonomy places the organism in Eukaryota, Viridiplantae, Streptophyta, Magnoliopsida, Poales, Poaceae. The transcript has 5 exons. Bases 5 to 4000 code for a protein of 1331 amino acids. Gene Ontology annotation, molecular function: protein binding; ADP binding. The record is from RefSeq and is a predicted model, not a curated record.